AUGCCGAAGAACAAGGGAAAGGGAGGUAAAAACCGGCGGCGGGGUAAGAACGAGAGCGACAAGGACAAGCGCGAACUCAUCUUCAAGGAGGAGGGCCAAGAGUAUGCCCAGGUUAUCAAGAUGCUCGGCAACGGCCGUCUGGAGGCCCGCGCCUUCGACGACAGCGGCACCAUGCGACUGGCGUCGAUCCGCGGCAAGCUUCGCAAGAAGGUUUGGAUCAACACCGGCGACGUGAUUCUCCUGUCCCUUCGCGAGUUCCAGGACGGCAAGGGCGACGUUAUCCUCAAGUACUCUUCUGAGGAGGCCCGUAACCUCAAGGCCUACGGCGAGCUUCCCGAGCACGCCAAGAUCAACGAGACCGACACCUACGGCGACGGCGGUGAGGGCGACGUUGGCUUCGAGUUCGACGAGGAGCGUGACGAGAGCAGCGACGAGGGCGGCAACGCUGGCGAUAUCGCCAUCGACGACAUCUAA
Sporothrix brasiliensis 5110 is the source of this 474-nucleotide messenger RNA. Its product is annotated as translation initiation factor 1A. Bases 1 to 474 code for a protein of 157 amino acids. The record is from RefSeq and is a predicted model, not a curated record. Gene Ontology annotation, biological process: translational initiation. Gene Ontology annotation, molecular function: translation initiation factor activity; RNA binding. Gene Ontology annotation, cellular component: cytoplasm. Lineage: Eukaryota; Fungi; Ascomycota; Sordariomycetes; Ophiostomatales; Ophiostomataceae. The transcript has 5 exons.